AGUGUUCAAAUGAAAAAUUAUUUUCAGAAGAUAAUUACAUGAUGAUGUCUUUCAGUUCUCAGCCCUACGGAAGUCUGCCAGAUGUGGCUUUCUCAUCUGUAGAGGCAAAAUAUUCAAAUGACGAUGAAGCUGCCAUUAUUUUGGAUAACAAAAUGGAAAAUAAUAAACUUAGAGAAAUUAAAAGUUUUCUAUUAGUAGAUGAAAAUGAAAUUUUACAAGUUUCAAGUGAAGAAGCAUUUAUACAAAAAUUGGGAUGUAAUGGUCAAACUCCUGUAAAAGUUACAUCUAUAUUUGGUAAUACAGGAGAAGGUAAAUCUUUUACAUUAAAUAACACAUUUUUUAAUGGAAGAGAAAUAUUCAAAACAUCAGCUGCUCAAAGUUCUUGUACAAUUGGGAUGUGGGCUGCUUACGAUUCUGUCUUAAAUGUUGUCGUGAUAGAUACGGAAGGCUUACUUGGUCUAACAUCCAAUCAGAAUCAACGAACAAGACUUCUAUUAAAAGUAAGUUGCAUUCAGUAAUUUAUUUAUGAAA
Messenger RNA from Centruroides sculpturatus (bark scorpion), 531 nucleotides. RefSeq names its product zinc finger FYVE domain-containing protein 1-like. The transcript is spliced from 2 exons. NCBI's taxonomy places the organism in Eukaryota, Metazoa, Arthropoda, Arachnida, Scorpiones, Buthidae. The record is from RefSeq and is a predicted model, not a curated record. Bases 39 to 518 code for a protein of 159 amino acids.